Messenger RNA from Adelges cooleyi (spruce gall adelgid), 1658 nucleotides. RefSeq lists its product as uncharacterized. The transcript has 2 exons. Lineage: Eukaryota; Metazoa; Arthropoda; Insecta; Hemiptera; Adelgidae. The record is from RefSeq and is a predicted model, not a curated record. The coding region runs from base 133 to 1500 and encodes 455 amino acids.
UUCUAAACGAAUUGCAUAGUAGUUGAAUAAAUAUAGUAAUUGUUUAUUAAAUAAAAUAACAAUCGAAUCUUAUAUUUUUAACUCUUUAAAUUCAAUAUAUAGAAAUAAAAACAGAAUAGGAAGUCUUUGAAAAUGGUUGAACGUACUUCGGAUGUCUCAUCUUUGUCAGAGGAAGACGACAGCGACGCCAUUUUUCAGCAACACGUGGAAAACUUCAAACUGUUUCGACGGAACAUCCGUUUGUUUUUGGAGGACACUAAAGCUGAACUGCGCAAUAUUCUCCGAGGUGGAGGCGACCGCGACGCGAAAGAACGUUACUUGCGUCAGAUCAACGGCCGUUUGGAACUUUUGGAAGACGACAUGCGUCAGGCGCUUCAGAGGCACGUCAAUCGCAACCGUGCAGUCUGUACGCAUAAAAUUUGGACGUUAGAAGAACUGAUCUUGGAUCGGACAGAGAUGCAACUAGUGAACGCGACGGACGAUAACGAUAGAUUUAAUCUAAUGGCGCGGUCCGAACUUCAGCAGCAUUCCAGUAUCGUUGACCAUCAACAACACUCGUGGCCCGCACUACGCCAAGAAUCGGCGCCGCCCAAGAGUCCUAAAAAAUGGAAAACAUUCGACGCCAACUGUAGCCGCCCAGCGAUGAUGGCCUCGCCCGUCCACCAGCCAAUAUUGCACGACGUGAUAUUUCAUAUAAGAACGCCAUCUCCGCCAAUCGAACAAAGAGGCGAAAAAAUAGGAAGCGAAUACGACGCUGAUGAAACGGAAGUACGUGGACGUGACGACUCGCCGCUGAGUAGUGACUUUGGCAACGACGAAAACUUUGGGCUUGUUGAAUUGGAAAACGGGGCGUGGGUACCUCCUUUUUUGGCCGGCAUCAAACCUAGAUGGAAAAAACUAUGUCCCUGCGGAAUACCAGAAGCCCGGGUGCCGGUCUCGUGGAGCCGAUAUAUGCACGAAGAGUUGGACGCCGGAGCCGGUGAGCUCAAUGUGCCCAAAUGGUUGCUGCCGGACGCAGUGAAGCCAGUGAACGAUAGGUUUGCAUACAACGUGCUGAAAUUCGGCGAAGAACUGUAUUACAACGAGUACCUGGUCGGUGUGCGGCGGUACGCGUGCACAGAACUAGGCAUAUCGGAAUCGGGUGUCCGAUGGUUCCAGCGGCAGGUGUUUGUCGCCGUGCUGAUGCCAUCCGGUACCAAAGCUAUCGGUUACCUGGAAGUGGAGCCAGCACAGGCCGGAAGACAUUUGGCCGCUGACGGCCGGCUAAGCGAAUCCGAGCGUUCAGUCGAAUAUGGCGUGUCCAAAAUUUGGGUUCACGUCAAGUACAGACGCCAGCACGUGGCCACUGAAAUGCUCGAUUUCUUUCGGGAUCAAUAUCAAUUAAUGAAAACGGAAAUCGCCUUUGCGUCGCACGAUACUUACAACGCCAAGUUCAUACAAAAGUACACUGGAGGUAGUCCGGUAGUAAUUUAUACUCAAAGUACGGCAUGGAACCGUUAAAUGAGAAUUGUUAAUUUUUAACUGUUAAUGAAAUGAAAAAUAUAAAUAAUCAUCAUUGUUUUACAUUUAUAUCCAUUUACAUCGUGGAGUAUACAAAUUAUUGUUUUGCCAUUGAAUUAGUUAAUUCAAGCUCAACAUUCAUAUAUGUAAAUAGUAAA